Apis cerana (Asiatic honeybee) is the source of this 16609-nucleotide messenger RNA. RefSeq names its product unconventional myosin 10A (gene Myo10A). Gene Ontology annotation, cellular component: cytoskeleton; myosin complex. The record is from RefSeq and is a predicted model, not a curated record. Lineage: Eukaryota; Metazoa; Arthropoda; Insecta; Hymenoptera; Apidae. Gene Ontology annotation, molecular function: protein binding; ATP binding; cytoskeletal motor activity.
UCCUUUUUUUUUUGGUGGAAUUCGAAAGUUAUUGUCACGAAAAGAAAUUGUUAUUGAAACGAAAAGAAAUUUUUACGAUUCGUUUUUACAAUUUGUAUUGUAUUGUAAAUAUAUGUUCACGAUACGUGGUUCGUGAAAGAAAUUUUUGUAAAAUUGAAGUUGUGCAAUACGAAGGAAUGUAUGUUAAUUUUCCUUUGUCGAUAAAAUUUCUUAUUUCUCGGAUCUGAAAUAUCAAUAAAUAUCAACGAAGAGGUGAUUCUUAAUGCUUCUAAGCGUAAAAGGAUUAGCUGGGAAGGUAUCGUAAUAUAAAGGAAUUUAAUAGAUAAAUUGCACGUUGGAAUAUCGAAGAAUGGCGAAAUUAUUUGGAAUUCGUUGGAAAGUAUUUAAUCAGGGAGGGAAACGAUGCUCAAUAAUCAGAGAAGGAAAUGCGGUGCAUUAAUUAUCGAGGCUGAUCCAAUGAUUACGUUGCAUCGCUUCAAUUUCCUAUAAUAUCGGUUACGCUAGUCGACGACGAUGUCUUCCUCAAUUAUUCCUUGACUCGUCAUUACUCCUGAUACGGAAUACCCGUGUAACACACAAGAAUCGUAGUAAAAGUGAGAACACCAAAUGGUGAAUCCGCUCGAGGAAAUUAUUUCUCCAAUGCUUCUCAGACAUCCGUGCGAAAUUCCUUAUUUUACCUUACACAGCAUCAUCGAUAGAGAAAAUAAAUUGAAAUUUACACGAUUCAAGAAUAACUAUCGUUGAAAUAUUAUAAGAAAACGUCCGCGAAACCAUUCCAAACAUUUUCCACACAUGCACAUCGACAACCACGAAAUUUUUUCAAACCAAAUCGAUCAAUUUCCCCCAAAUUUCUCGUACUCGUGCAAUAUUCACCCACACCAGAUCAAUUCUUCGAAAACGAGUUCUGUUCCAAAACGAGUGAAACCCACAGCUGGAAAAUCGGAGCCGAUCUCGAUCGCUCGCCUCCACCCGAUAAAUAAAAAACUUGGAAGCUACGAAACGCUAUUUCCACGUGCGCACAAUCGGUUUUUACAAUCGACAGUCGCUUCUGCAACUCGCCACGGUGUCUAGUUAGAGAAUCGCUUCCCGUUCUCCGUGGGCGCAGCCUAUAUCCAGGCUAACCUCCACGUAUACGUACGUACGCGUAUUUAGCGCGUAAUUUAUAUAAGAAGAGAGGCACGCUUGGUUCCACCCCAAAGCACUUCGAUCCACUGGCGCCACCACCGCUUCUCUUUCUGCCGCGAGUCGCUCGAAGAGGUUGUCGAGACCAGACUCAUAUCCCCUUUUCUCUCGCGAUAUCCCGAUCUCGAUCUAGAUCGGCCUCGUCGAUCGAGUCUUCCGUUGGUCGAAAGGGACAACAGGGAGUCGAGGAACGUCGGCCGAUUACACAACGGUGGCCCAAUUAAAAAGCCGCGUGUACGCCACUGUGCAUACACAGCAAUUGUUGCGGAGAAGAGGCGUAUAACUUGCAGUGUUGCAUCGAACAUCCUCGCGUCCGGAUCGUGCGACUCUUUCGAAAGGGAGCCGUCGGUCAACGUUCGAAUAAUCGCCCUUUUCGCGUCCCGGUUAACCCUUUCAACCCCCUCCCUGCUUCGUCGACGAGUUCUUCUCUUUCGAGAACCUGUUGUUCGAAGUUUCCAAGUUUUGCGGAUAAAGUGGCACGAAAAAAAAAGGAGGAGGAGGAGGAGAAAAUCGUUUUUUUUGGCUCUGCACAGUGGACAACGUACGCGGGACAUACAGUUGGUGUUCGUGUGUGUGUGUAUGCGGGGAACUCGGUGUACGCGUGAAACUAGCUUGUGAAACGAGUCGAAGGACGGCUGGAUCGAGGAGAGGAAGAGAGGGGCGAGUGUCGCGGAGGUGUUGCGAAUAGAAAAUUCCUGGGAUUGUUGUGAACGGCGAGAAGAUUAUUUCGUCUCUUUCCUUUCUUUCUUUUCUUUUUUUUUUUUUUUUUUUCGUUUGUUUUCAACGGAUGAAAGGAUGGACAGUGGGGACAUAGUUGAAAUAUAAAUAUAAAAAGAGGUUUUCUGAAUGAGAGAGGUUGUUUCGAAACGCGUGUGGCAAGGGAGAGGAGGGUCGAGGAUGGGGGGAUUUAAUUAAAGAUCGUUUUACGCAAGCGAGAAAAAUGAUCGUGGCUCGCACGAGAGAAGCAAAUGGUACUAAAAGAUUAUAGAGGUUGAUAGGAGAGGUGAUACGUGCGUGUAUUCCCGAAACACAUCGUGACCGUUAACGCAUUCUAUGCGUGAGAGACAGCACGGAUUUUUCGAGACUGAUGACCCAAUGCGCCCAAUAGUAACUGUCUCACUGGCCUCCUAACUUCUUUAAGACGAAUUGAAAAUGCGUGACGGUGUCGUGCCGUCGACAAUUUGUCUCAAAUCUUGACCGGACGUGCGUUGAUUCUCAACAGGCUCGAACCUGUGAUCGAUCGUUCGACCAUCAUCGCUUUGGCCUUUCUGGAACAUUUGCAGGAUAGAUAUUCUUCCUCGACCGAGUUAUUCGAUUCUCAGAGAAUUUCUUCCACCUAUUUUUACUUUGAUUUCCAUGUUCGAGUUCUAGUAAGUUUAUAUAGGAAAUGAUCAUAGAUUAGAAAAAUUAUACGCGGAUAAUUGAAGAGGAGGAUGGUUUUAAUAAGACUACGAUACCCCGGCAUACCACGGAACGAAACAGGGUCACCGACGUCUCUGGUUUCGACUUAUGGAAGGCAACUAUUCAGAGACGUUCGAGAGCCGGGUCAUGUGUGCCCAAGCUUUCUGCAAAUAGAAAGAAUACUAAUGUAUACGAACGUACGAGAGGUCUUAACUGUUCGUUAACCUUGAACCCUGAAGCAGUUUGUAUUUUCUCGUGGCGAAUAGACGCGCGAAGGGAAUAUAAUUUAAUCUUCGGUGUAAUAUAAUCGAAUCGAUCGGGCUGAAGUAUAUCUUUAACAUUUGUCUCCCUCCUCUUCUUUGCUCGAUAAAAGAAAAUUUAUAUUAUCAACUCGAAAUUCGACGUUAUCUCGGCCAAUCUCCAGCUCUAAUUCGAUUUUUAAUAAUAGAAAUAUUUAUACGAUAAAAGUGAGAACGGAUAUAAGAAGAUUUACAGCUAGAAGAUAUCAAUAGGUGGUGCUCGAUUUCCGAUCAAACUGGUACUUCAAAGAAAACGUACAAGAAUAGGUCUGAUAACCAGUCGAAUUAUCGAGAAUGUGUUGAACGAAAUUGGACUAACAGAUAUGUGAAUUACGUGUUUCGUGGUCUGUUUGUGAUUUAAUUGACGUUCCCGUUAACGCGGUUGUUAAAAAAAUGUGUUCAACAGAACAUUCCAUUAUCCCUGGAAUAACCUCCACGCUUCUAAACAGGUCGAUCGUCCGUUCCGUACGUUUUACGAGUAGCUACCACUCCUCUGGAUAGAAAGUGGAGAACUGGAUGACUCACGAAAGCUUUCAAACUGACUCUUAACGAGCCACGACGACGUAACUCACGUGCCUCUUGCAGCUCGUCGCGCGAAUCGAAGGAAAUUCGAGAAUGCCGAGCGAGGAGAUCGACGAGUGAACCAAGGAAUCGUCCAUUCCUUUUUCGAGAUUUCGCGCGGAAAAAAGUCGACGAUUUCUAUUAAAAUCCGACAAAACUGAACUCGAGCAUAGAUCCCAAUCCGUUCUUCAUCAUCCUCCAUCGAUGAUCAUCCGUUUACUUUCGUCAAGAUUCUAGGAUUCGUUUUCUUCGAGAUUCUAAAAACGAAAAAAAGGAAAUCAAAGGACUCAUCGAUUCCAAACUCAUCUUCUUCGAUAUCGAGAUAAAAUGCGAUCGAGUAAAUUCGUAAACAAAGAUCGAUCCUAACAAUCGGAAUCGAGGAAAGUCUAAGUCCAAAUGAGGAUUAAAGCCGAGCUUCGACCAAGCGCAUCCACGCAAGGAUGGAGUCCGCGAUAGCGUGCAAGAGGAGAGGCGAGAGCGGGCGAUCGUCGACCUCGAAGAAUCGGUUUCCGUCACGAAACUUCGCUCGCUCGGAAGCUUUCCACGCCGGCGUGGAACCGUUAUCCGCCCGACGCGCAUUGCAUAAUUCCACCGGCCCAGACCCAGAUACAAACUCCGCUCCAAAUUCCAGCGUCGGAUCGUCGGAACGCGACGCCGCCAGGCGACGUGCCUCUUCCGCCCGGAGCAGGAAUCUGGAUCUGGACCCGCGCGCAACCACCAUGGACAACCCGAAUUUUACUCGAAAGCCCGAACCGAAGUUCUCGUACCACACGGUUCCCCGUGACGUGGCUGUAUCUCGAAGAGAGAUCCUGCGGAAGUACAGCGAGGAGAAGGAGGAAAAUCCGUGGAAAACGAUCGGGUCGUCGGGUGAACGAUGGAGGCGGAUGGAGGAAGGAAGAGGCGAGGGAGAGGUGGUGGAGGAGAGGCCUAGAACCCUUCCCUCCACGGCGAAACGAUGGAGCAAGGAAAGUUGGUGGAAACCUGUUCAGAGCGGGAGGAAGAUCUCGAGGCAGGAAAUACUGCGUCGAAGAGCGAGCGUGGACGUGCCGGUGGCUACCACGUCCCGUAGUAGUGGGAACAUCGAAGAGAAGGUAGUAGAAAGUUCAGAGGUGAAAGGUGGCGGCAGGCCACCUUCCUCCAGUUACCCGAAGAAGAAUGUCCCGCGGCCGAGAAACAACGGGUGGGGCAAGGAGGACGAGAGAGAGUCCAAGUCGGUGUGCGAUCUCCUGGCAGUCACUAGCAGACUGCAGGACAUUACCCGCGGCCUUGUCCCGAGACCGUCGACCUUGCCCAAGAUAAUUCACGCGUCGAGAUCGGCCAGGAUCUCGGCCGAGGAUUGGGCCACCCCCAGGCUUGCCAAGGAUGCUGUGAGAAGAGAGCCGCCUGUUUACGGAAGGAUACGAAGAAGGAAGAGUUCCUUGCCCUCGAACGCGGGCACACUGAGGGGCUCGUGUACGAAAGAGGGUGGCGGAGCGAGGGAGAGAGCGGUGGAUUCGGUCGAGUUUCGCACGAGCACCAGGCACCUUCGCGAUCCUGUGCCCAACACUCCUUAUUAUUCUUCGCCACCCGCGUCGAUUGGCACGAGAACGAGCAGCCCCCACGGAAAUGCGAUUUACGCCAAAGUGUAUCGAAAAACGUCGAAGGGCUUGCAGAGCCAGGGUGGCAAGGCUGAUUCGAAAGAUAGUGGUGAUAAUAGGAUCGAGGGUGAGGUAGGGGUCGAUAAAGGUAGGACCAUGUCGCGGAGGAGGAUCAUCGAGAGCGCGAAGGAGAACGGCUGCAAAGGGAGUCGGGAUGACUCUGUCGAGAUUCAAGGGGAAUCUCGGUCAGAAAGUCAGACUUUAAGUCGGGGCAAGGAGAACGCGCAAGGAAGUAAGAAGGAAUCGAGAGAGACGACGAGUGGCGAGAGGCGCGAUUCGACGAGGGCAGAGAUCGAUUCCGGGUGUAAGGAUUCAGUGGCCAAGUGUGGAACGAGGCCUCGAACCGGGUUGGUGGAGAACUUUCGCUCGACGGAACGAGAGAUCGGCGCGAGCAGAUUGGCGACCACUCUUCCCGGUUGCGUGAAAAAUUCGAGAAAGUGUUUGGCCGAGACCCGGUCGGGGACCGAUGGAAAAUCCAUCUCGACGAAACGGAGCAAGGAGAGGUCGAAUUACGUGAAAAAGACGGGGGCGGUCAGCCACGUCAGAGCUUACAGCGAUGCCAAUAGCGGCCGAUCCAACUCACCCGUGACUACGUCUUCGAUUUUUGGGUUCUGCACCGGGAAGAGAAAAGUUCACUCGACCAACAGUGCUGACAAAGUUGAAUGUGUCUCUGUAUGCCCAACCUGGAACGUGAAAACGGGUGAAUUGGUGUGGUUCGACCCAGGUGUCGGCCACGUGUUGCCGGGAGAGGUGCUGGAAUACCACAGGGCCGCCAAUGUUCUCUCAGUGCAGGCAGUGAUCGCCGGCAAGCCCCAGAUCUUCACCCUCACCAAUUUAAGCGGAGUAAAGCCAAGGCAGGAUCUUGGACAAAAUGGAGUCGAAGACAUGAUCCAAUUAACAGACUUGAACGAAGCGUCUCUAUUAUGGAACCUGAAAAUACGAUACGACAAGGAAUUAAUAUACACUUACACGGGAAGCAUCCUAGUGGCGGUGAACCCUUACAAAAUGUUCGACAUUUACGGAUUGGACCAAGUGAAACUCUACGAAGGACGAAUACUUGGCACAUUACCACCUCAUCUGUUUGCCGUGGGCUCGUCGGCAUACAGCCAAGUGACUGCCGCGAAUAACGCCAGCGCGAAUCAAGUGGUUGUUAUUUCCGGUGAAUCCGGUUCAGGAAAAACGGAAUCCACGAAACUCGUAAUGCAAUAUCUAGCAGCUGUUAACCGUGCACCGAACAAUCUUGUAACCGAGCAAAUUCUCGAGGCUACGCCGUUGUUGGAAAGUUUUGGCAACGCGAAAACACCGAGGAACGAUAACAGCAGCAGAUUCGGAAAAUAUUUGGAAGUAUAUUUCAGAGACGGAGUCAUUGUGGGGGGAAGGAUAACUCAGUAUCUCCUCGAAAAAAGUAGAAUAGUCACGCAAGCGCCAGAAGAGAGGAACUAUCACGUGUUCUACGAGCUGUUGGCUGGUCUCGAUCAACAGCUGAGGGACAAAUACGGGUUGCUCACGCCUGACAAAUACUUUUACCUGAAUCAGGGUGGAAACUGCGAAAUCGACGGAAAAACCGAUACCCAAGACUUCAAAGCCCUCCUGUCGGCCAUGCAAGUGUUGGGAUUCACUUCGGAGGAGCAGGACACGAUUUUCAAAAUUCUCGCCAGCGUUCUGCAUCUUGGAAACGUGUACUUUCACAGGAAGCAGAUGAGGCAUGGCCAGGAGGGGGUGGAGGUCGGUUCUGAUGCGGAGAUUCGUUGGGCUGCCCAUCUUCUUCAGGUGAACUCCGACGGAAUCAUCAGAGCACUCACGACCAAAACGACGGAAGCGAGAAACGAAAGAGUUUUCACUGCCUUGAACAUCGACCAGGCUUUAGACGCGAGAGACGCGUUCGCCAAGGCUUUGUACAGUUCACUGUUCUCUUGGUUGGUCGCUCGUGUCAAUCACAUCGUCUACAAAGGAACGAAACAGACGGCCGCCAUCUCUAUACUCGAUAUAUUCGGGUUCGAGAAUUUCACGGAGAACAGCCUCGAGCAAUUGUGCAUCAAUUACGCGAACGAGAACCUCCAGUUCUAUUUCAACAAGCAUAUCUUCAAAUUGGAGCAACAAGAAUACGCGAAGGAAAAAAUCGAUUGGACGACGAUUAAUUAUACGGAUAAUCUACCGGUGAUACACUUAAUCGCGAAGAAACCAGUCGGUAUUCUUCAUCUUCUCGACGACGAGAGCAAUUUUCCCAAAGCAACGGAUCUCUCCUUCUUAGAAAAAUGCCAUUACAAUCACGCGUUGAGCGAAUUAUACUCAAGACCAAGAAUGAAUUCCGCGGAAUUCGCGAUCAAACACUAUGCAGGCCAAGUUUGGUACAACGUGGAAGGUUUCUUGGACAAAAAUAGGGACACGUUGAGACCUGACGUGGUGGAAUUAUUAAUAAGCAGCAAGAUAUCUAUGGUGAGCAAGAUGUUCCAACAUGUGAGGACGGCCCACGAAGCGAACAAAACCAUGAACAAACCGAACGGUAGAUUCGUCACUAUGAAACCGAGAACGCCGACAGUAUCGGCUCGAUUUCACGACAGUUUGCAGCAACUUUUAGAUUCCAUGUCUCAAUGCAAUCCAUGGUUCGUGCGAUGCAUCAAGCCGAACACGGAGAAAGCGCCAAUGAAGUUCGACAUGCCUUGCGUCCUCGAGCAACUAAGGUACACAGGGAUGUUGGAGACGAUUCGCAUUCGAAAAACUGGUUAUCCCGUCCGACUUCUUUUUGGACAUUUCGUGGACAGAUACAGAUAUCUCGUUUCCACGCACCUGCCUAGAGGUGCACCCAACAAGGAACUUUGUCGUAUCAUUUUGGACAAAGCUGCGCCCAAGGAUGCGCAAGCCCAAUAUCAACUUGGCCUCACCAGAGUAUUUCUGAGAGAAUCUUUGGAGAGGACUUUGGAAUACAAUAGAGCUCUGAUUUUGGAAAGGGCUGCCAUAACUGUUCAAAGAUACACGAGAGGAUUCCUAGCUAGAAGAAGAUUCCUGAAUAUUUCACGGAGCACGGUGUUGAUUCAAGCUGUUUAUCGUGGUUAUCGCGAGAGGAAAAAGUUCAAGUCGUUGAAGAAAGGUGUACUUAUGGCGCAGAAGAUAUAUAGGGGGAAAAAACAGCGUGAGAAGUUCAAAGUAUUGAAAGAGGAAAUGGCGAAGAGGGCGGAGAUCGAACGAGCGAGCAAAGAAAGAGCCAAGGCGAAGCAGCAAAGAGAGGAGCAAGAAAGAACUUCCAGAGCCGUGGCCGGUGUUAAUCAUUUGGAAAUUCCUGCUGAACUUGCCUUCAUUUACAGUAAACUCGAUGAUUGGCAGCCAACGCACACGGAGAGAAAUCUAUUAAAAGUUGUCGGUCAAGUGAUACCUACGCACCACAAUCACACUUUGCCGAACGACAUUGAUCAGCACCAAUUCUCCAAAUUCACGAACAUUUACUUCAAAAGCCACAUCUUCGGCAUGAAACGGGAACCCAUAAAGACGCCGUUCCUGGCAAAGGCCCGUGAUCAAGAUUACACGGACUCGUUGAUGAUCUUCAAGAUGAUCCUUCGCUUCAUGAACGAGAACAACUUGAGCGGGAAAAGGGAGCAAGCGUUGGGCGAUUACAUAGUGAAUAAAGGGAUCGUGAAUGAAAAAUUGAGGGACGAGAUUCUUUGCCAAUUGGCAAAUCAAACGUGGAAGAACGAGAAUGACGCGAACAAGGAGAGAGGCUGGCUGUUGUUAUCGAAUUGUUUAUCAGCUUUUCAACCUAGUUCUACAUUGUUCAAGUAUCUUUUGAAAUACGUGUCCGACCACGCGUACGAUGGUUACAAGGCUUAUUGCCAGAGGAAACUUUUACAAGGGGAAAGGACGAUAUUCAGAAUAAUGAGCAACAAUCAGCAAAUCGUUCAUCACGUGCCGAGGAAUUAUCCCCCGUGCGUGUUGGAGUGGAGAGCGAACAGAAAUCGAGUUAACAUGGCUUUGAGCGUUGGAUUUUACGACGGCGAAACGGUCACCUGCGCGGUGGAUUCUUGGACAACCUGCGAAGAAUUAGCCAACCUGGCUGUCAACAAUCACGGAGUGGACAAUUCUGGAUGGACAAUCACUUUGUGGAAUCAAUUGGACGGACCAGACGCGAUCGUUACGGAGACUAACGGUUUCGAUUACGUGUUAGAUUUGAUCUCAGAAAUGGAACUAGCACCGGCGUUCCCCGCUGCCAAACACAUGUUCUUGGAGCAACGGAAGAACAGUUUCCCACCGAUCAAAAAGAGAGAGCACGCGCAUAUAAUUCGUGAGCUGGAACAAGAAAUAGAACCACCGGUUCUGAAAACGUUCCAGCCCCUUGAGCGGAAACCAGUAUCCAAGGUUAUGGAUAAACCCGUCGAACCGGAAAUUCAAUCGCCGAGGAGACCUGCAGUCCCCCCGCCGCAACCACCUGUGACCAAGCCAUCGGUAAGGAAACAAUCUCACGAGGCAAUAUUGGAAAGCACAACAGAGACUGGCCUAUCUCGAAAAUCAGCUUUGAACGACAGAUACUUCGAGAAAGAGAAACAACGUAGUCGCAGCUUGGACAACUUGCUUCAACCAGAAGUGGUAUCACCUCCGGUGAAACUGGCUAAUCUUGGAUUAUCUUCGUCCAAAUUAAACGAGCGUUAUCACAGUCUGGAAAGGAUUGGCGAGACGUCGGCCGUCAGUAACGUGGAAUACAUGACAAGGAAUGAGAUAAAUCAAGAGAGAAAGUACAGCAGAAUAACGAGGACCACAGAGCCAAACAUCGAAGAGGAAGAUCUGACCAUCGAUUUUGAAUAUCCUGAUAUCCAAUCGGUUAGUCAAACCGGAAGGUCUGAGGAUGAUAAAAGCAGUUACAUCAGAUCACAGACAAGAUUCAUCAAAUCUCAAUAUCCUGGCAAACGAGCGUUGCCAGGCAGCCAAUCGAGUCGUGCCUACAUCGAGAAGAGCGAGUACGGCGUGAAAUCAUCGGCCAUGUCCGACACGAGCGAAGCUCCUUCCCUGGCCUCUCACGUGAGACGUGUCAGGGUGCCUAGUCAAGCUUCAGACGUGGACCAGUUCCUGGACGAAUUGUUCAUGCCGGUUCUGGAUGGAAAUUUGGACGAGUUGUCGGACGCGAGAAGCCUCGCGGCUAGUAUCAAAGGCACGAAGGAUGACAGGUCCCAGAGCGGUGCCAUAAUCAUCGAGAAGAGAUUGGACGAUUCCGUGGGAACCGUGGAAGAAUUCAUCGAAAGCGUGACGAGGGAGGAGAGAGGCAAGGAAGGAAUCACAGCGAGUGAAUUGUCCAAGAAGAUCAAAGGUGGUGGAAACAUGGACAUACCUAAUCAGAACGCGACGUUUAACUUUGGUGCCAUUACGCCGGGGAUGAUGUCACCCCCCAUGAUGAUGCCAAUGUUCAGCACACCACAACAAGUGCCGGCUCCUCAAAGCACGAGCAUGAACAUGGGGCCCGGCUUCAUGCCCAUACCGAUCUACAGUAUGCAAGGACUGAGUCUUCCUCAGUACCCCAAUUCACCCCCUAAUCAGAGCAACGACAUGAUGGCUUACCAGCAGAACUUGCAACGAGCCUUCCUGCAGAGUGCCAUGGCCCAGAAUAUACAGAUUCAACAGCAAUUGCUUGCCCAGAAUCAGGCUCUUCAACAACUGCUCGUGCAGAGCCCGCAAAACUCGUCGCAACAACCGGGCACGGCGUUGUCCGCAGGCCCCUCCAGUAUGAAUCUUGUCCCCCCAGCCCCCCAAAACGGUGCCCAAAUGGGGCCCAAUGAUUCCAUUGGACGCUACUCCAAGGUUUCGUUCAGGGAACCGGAGGACGGUGAACUUUGGUCGACCGAGAAGCAAGGUGCACCCGCGUCUUCGACCAAUAAUCAGCGACAGGAGAUGACGGUGAAGGCUCAGAUUCAUCGAUCUCAAAGCCCACCUCGAAAGAAUUCGGAAAUCGUUAGGAAGACUAGCGUGGAAUACGCGGUGAGGAAGGUCAGCGUCGAGAGAAAAGUGGCCGACUCGAAGAAAUCAUCGAGCGCGGUAGACGCAAAAAGGCCUUGCCCUUCGAGCAAGAGCAAUGUGCAAAGUAACUUUACCAACGUGUUGAGCGAAUUGAAGAAUCGUAAGAGCAGUUUGGAUAGUAAUCUGUCGAGUUCGAGCAACAACAAGGGUGUGCCACCCCCGCCACCUAUGCCACCACCUUUGGAGUCUCACGAUCCGUCCGAAUCGAGGCCUUUCCUCGAUCCUUAUGGGAGAGCAAAGACAGUUCGAAUUGGCAAAUGGAGAUGGCCUCCGCCUAGCGACUCGAACGAGAAUCAAAGCCAAGACAGUUUCAUAGAGUUCAAAAUGCGGCAACAGCAACAGCAACGAAAAAUUACACCCCAAUAUCAAGAAUACAAUCAAGGCGAGGGGGAGCCGAGCACAGAGGGUGGCGUCGAGUGGGAGGAAUUCGAAAUUGAGAAUAUCGUCGAGACGAACGAGAAGCAGGCAGUGGCUGGCCAUGCUCCACCGGUCACCAAACACGAGAACGGAUACAAGGAGGAGGGGGAAAAGAAAAAGAAAAAGUCCAAAUCCGCGUUGGAGGUAGGUGCACAGAGGCCGUCCCCGGGAAGUAUAGGAAAGUUGAAGCUUAGCUCGGAGAUGAGGCAGAGAUUGGAAAAGGUAACAGCGAAUCACAGCGUGAGAUCAACGAAGACAACCGAGAAACCUGCUCUUCCUCGCGAGGACGGUAAAGUGAAACGUUUGGAGGACAAUAGAAAGCUUCUUCUCGAACAGCAAUUAGGGGGAAGAUGGGAUGAUUACGCGUCAACGGCCGAUGACACGCAAAGCGUGACUUCAAAAGGCACGACCGACAUGAUGACUCAAGCGCAAGUAGUCAGGACUCAGAUCGAGAGAAUGGAGAGGCCUGUGCCACCUCCGCUUCCGGUCACACCUCCGCAACCCCCCAGUCCUCGUGGUGGAAGCAUGUACAGCAAUAGUCAAUCCGGAGUACCGCAACCCAGAUCGCCUCCAGCUCCGGUCGAGCCGAAGACUCGAGAUUCAUUCCGAACAUCCCCGGAUUCGGAGGCGUUCGACCACUUUUCCAAGACCCAACGCGACAUGUUCAGCCAGAGCAGAGACAUAUUCGCGUCCCAGCAGCAUCUGAGGGAGAGCCACGAGUACAGAAACGACUUCGACAAAUCACGAUUGUCCGAUCCAAAGUCGAAAGACUUUUAUGGGAAGGACAGUACGGACAUGGCAAGUUCAGCGAGGGACAGAAGUUCCGAUUUCGACUCCCGCCGCGACCUGAAUUCCGACAUCUUCGAUCCGAAAUACGCGAGAGACAUAUUCGAGAACACGAGCUCGAAGAGAGAUCCCUUCGGGAUGGCGAGGGACGUGUCCCCGAAGUCCAGGGACAGCUUUGGCAUGCCCUCGUCCAGAGACUUUGGCCUGAUGCCGAACACGAGGGAAUCGUUCGCAGCCGCUCGUCAAAGUUUCAAAAAAUUGGAUCGUGAUCUCGACAGGAGAUCGAGCGUCGCGUCCACCCAUCGUACUGACAAAAUGGAGAGGAUCGAGAUCGAGGAAUGGCCCGAGUUUCUCAGGCCUGUGCUGCCACCUGCCGAGAAGCCGGAAAUAGAGAAGGUCCAAGAGGUAGUGAACACGAAGCUCUAUCCGCAAACGUCCACGGCUCACUUCACUUACAACAGGGUCACGUGGACCUUGAGGGUGAAGAAGGAAGUGUUCGCGCCCAACGAAACGUUGAACAGCCCCCUGGCUCUUCAUCUCGUGUUUUGCCAAGUCGCUUAUGACGUGCUUGCCACGUCCAGUAUCCGCAUCACGAAGGAGGACAGGCAGAAUAUGCUCAAGAUGUUGGACAAUUACGGCGUCACUCUCGACAAUCUGCAGAGUACUCAGCACAAGAUCACCAUUAAAAAGAACGUGGUUGACAUGGCCAAACAAUGGCCACUGUAUUUCGCCAGGAUAUUCCCAGUGUCGAUCGGUCCUCAGCAUCCAGAAACCCAACACGUGGCGAUCUCUCAUCACGGUCUUAGACUCAUCAAGCGUACACCGAACGGCGAUUUAGUGAUUUUGGAAACUUUGCCUUUAGAGGAAAUCGUCUCGGUUAGUUCUCCACGGAUCGGUGUCUGUGUAAUGCAAAUUGCGUCAGGAGUCAGGCUACCUCUGCACACCAACAGAGCUCCACAAUUAACCGAGAUGAUAAGCACUUACAUCAGAAUGGUUGAUCAGAAGCCGCUGCACAAGCCGAACCACCACGAGAACCACGUAUCACAGAUCACGAAAUCGAUCCAGUCGCAGGCGAAUCACGGCACAUCGAAUCACGUACAAUCCCAUGGUCAGCCUAAUCACGUUAUCUCGAACCAUGAAAACCACGUGCCCGCCGGUCGUGUGCCGAACCACGUGUCGGCAACGAACCAGACGAAUCACCAGAAAAACCAGCAGAACCAGCGGCUCAGUCCGAAUCAGGAAUGGCGGCAACCGGAAGACAACGGCAGAUUGCAAGAAGAUGGCAUCUACGAGAGUGGGCCGGUCGUCAACGACGGAAAACACUCUUUGUUGCAGUACGCCAUGCUGAACUUUAGACAGAGUACCGAGAAGUUUGAAAUGCUGAAGACAGCAGAUGGAUCAAUAAGUGGAUCUCUUAAAGUGAUAGAAUCCUUGAAAAAUAAGAAGAAGAAUAAGAAAAAUAAAGGUCAACAGGAUGGUGCGGAAUGGACUUGGAAAGAACAGGUGGAUCUUGUAAAAUAUUCUCCUGUGCCAAUAGAGCAAAGUCUUUUGAAGCUUGAUACAGAUUUAAGUGCUCUGGCAGUAGAAUGUUUUUUGUGUCUGAUGAGGUAUAUGGGUGACCAACCAUUACCUCCAGAUACCAGUGAAGUAAAAUGCGUUUAUACCAUUCUUAUGCAUUGUCACAAAUAUGAAUUACUACGCGAUGAAGUUUAUUGUCAAUUAAUGAAACAAACCACAAAUAAUAAAAGUCCAAAUCCAGACAGUUGUCAACGUGGUUGGAGAAUCUUCAGUAUUGUUGCUGCCUAUUUCACUUGCAGUGAUGGUCUAAGGCCUUAUCUUACCAAAUAUCUGGAAACAGCAGCUUAUGACAAAAGAAGAGCUUAUCAUGGAACAGCCACAGUGUGUUUACAGAAUCUCAGGAAAACAGUUAAAUAUGGAGGAAGGAAAAACGUGCCAAGCGUGGAUGAAAUUAUGGCAAUUAGUGCAGGCAGAAAUGCAAAAAGGCAGAUUUAUAGAUUGCCAGGAGGAACGGAAAGAGUUAUCAACACUAAGUGUACAACUGUUGUGCAGGAUGUUAUUGAAGAAAUGUGCAACAUAAUAUCUGUAAGAAAUCCUCAUGAAAUGGAUGAAUUCUCAUUAUAUUGUAUUGUCGAUGGUGAUGCAUUUACUAUGCCUUUAGCUAGGGAUGAAUAUGUACUGGAUGUAACUACAGAAUUACAUAAAAAUCAUCAGGUCUUUUACCUAAUAUUCUGCAGAUCUGUAUGGUAUUAUCCUCUCAGACUGGAUGCUCCACUGUAUAUAGAAGUUGUAUUCAAUCAGAUUGCUCCAGAUUAUUUGGAAGGUCUUUUAUUAGUUCUACCUGGUGAACAUUUACCUCAAGAAGUCAUAUAUGAUAUGGCACAAAUAGCAGCUCUAUUGCAUAGGGCAGCAGAUAUGAAUCAUGAACCUACAACAAAAGAAAUUAAAUAUUUAUUACCAAAACCAGUGCUUAGUUUAAGAGAACCACGACCACAACAGUGGUCAAACAUGGUCCAACAAGCAUGGAAUAAUGUGCAACAUAAUACAGUAGCUGCUUGUAAAGCACAAGUGCUUGAAAUUUUGUGGAAAUGGCCAUUGUUUGGAUCUAGUUUUUUUGCUGUGAAGAGAGUGCCUGAAGGAAAAGAAAAGGGAGGUGAUCAUAUUUUGGCACUCAAUAGGCAUGGCGUGCAUUUUAUUGAUUUAAUCACACAUGAAACUCUCUAUCAUUACCCCUAUUCUGAAGUAAUUUCCACAAGAAAAGUAAAAUCUGAAGAAGGAACGCUUUAUCUUGAUAUGAAAUGCGGUAAUUUGAUGCAACAACGUAUUACAAGAUUACAGACUGAACAAGCUCAUGAAAUUUCACGAUUAAUUAGACAAUAUAUCACCAUGGAACAAAGAGCCACUAAUGCUCAAGGUGCUAGCAUUGGAUUUGGCAUGAGAUAAGAUAUUCAAUUUGUAUUCUGUACUUAUAGCAAUAUGGGUUCAAAUUUUAGAAAUUUUAUAUUUUUUCUCGUAUCAAUUAAUCAAAUAAAAAAUACUGUAAAUACGUAUUUAAGAGAAAUAAUUACACAAAAAAAAAGAGAACAAAAAAGAAUCUUGAUAAAAAGUUUUUUAAUAUCUAUAAUAAAUUUAUAUUUCUUAUUAAUAUCCAUAAGCAUCUUUGAAGAUAGCAUUAUAGAAGGAGAAUGAAUAAUAUUCGAAAAUUUGAAAGAAUUAUCAAAAAAAUUAUAGUUUAUCUUUUCGCUAUUGAUGAUAAAAGAUCUGAUAAAGAUUUCUUAAAAGAAAAUUCAAAUUAAAUGAAGAAGUUUGAGAGUUUUUCGACUUGUAAAUAUGUUUAGUUAGAGAUGAGAAGAAUUCAAAGAAAUCACAGUUCAUUUGAUAAUAAUAUUAUAGAUAGAAUCAUUCUAACUAUCUAUUAAAUUGUGACAAAAUAUUUCGCGUAUCUUUUCCCUCGUUUUAAGAAAUAUUUUUCCAUAGAAGACGAGUACACCAAAAUAUAACAAAUUUAAAGAAUAAGUCACAAGCUUAUACCUCGAUGCGAAAGGAAAGUAGAUCAAGUUUUGCGUAGAAUUAAAGAUACUAUACAUAUAUCAAUUUAAUAACAUUCCAAUUUCAAGUUAUCGUUUCAUAAAAUAAUAAAAGAUAAUCUAGUUACACCAGUCUUAAGAAUGAGAAUGUCUGAUAAUCCUCUUCGCUGAGUUUAAACAAUUUUAUACGUAAUGUUUAAUACGUGAAAGAAGAGGAAUGAAUGCUCAAGUAUCUAAGCAAUAAUUCUCAACUCUGUAAAUACGCGUUUAGAAACGUUUAGAGAAAGAGAGGACUACGUGAAAAAGCUGAAAGAGAGGACGACUGUUUUGUAGAACGAGAAAUAGCUCUAUGGCUUUUUUUUUUAAAUAAAAUUUGAUGACAGAACACGUCGAAACUCUCUGCGUUUUCCGAUUGAUUUCUUUUUCUUUCAAUUCCGAUGAAGACAAAUUUCUUCUCGUUUAUUUAAUAAUCGAAGAAAUUGUCGAUCACGUUAAAUAAUAUAAGAAAAAUAAACACUUGAUAUUGGAUAAAAUCGAUUUAUUUAUGUAUAAAAAUAUGUAAGAAAAAGAAACAAUACGGUACACACACGUAGAAAAAAAUGAUUAAAUGUAAAUCCAAUUAAACGCUAAUAUCUUUAACGAAUAAGUUCUGAUGGAGACUAACAAAUUGCGGUUACAUGUUUAUCACAAGGAGACAUUAUUAUUAAUAAUUGUACGUAAUGCGUAUCGAUGUGAAAGGAGGUAUUAAAACUUUAUAUAUUAAAAGAUUCUACUUAUACAAAAAUAA